AUGUGGGUAGAGCCACUAGGUCCCUCGGCGCAUGUAUUCUCACAGAGUGAAACACCAAAGCGUCGUCGAAGGUUCAUUGCGUCCUCACCGCCCCAACUGCCUUCGCCUGCACAGUCGCCGUCCUCAGAUGUAUUGCUUGAGACCCGUUCAUCGCCUGGCACGGUGGAUUCUUUGGCUUGGUCUACCCCAUCAUCACCACUGGAAUAUCAACUAGUUGGAACGGAUGAUAACUCUGUUCAUGAUGCAGAAGAGCAAAGUCCAGACCAGAGCCUGGAUCUGCAUAACCCCGUGGCAGUGAUCCCCCGGCCUCAAGGAUUCAUCAACCAUCUCUCCACUCACGAAACUCACUAUCUCCAAUAUCACAUGGAGCAAGGGUCCCGGCUACUAGCAAACCUAGAGAGCGGUGACAACCCUUUGCGGUCAUUGUUGAUUCCAAUGGCAAUGUCAUCCCCUCUGCUGAUGAAAGCCGUCUGUGCCGUCUCCGCCCUCCACCUAGCGAACCGAUCCCAAGGCUUCGGUGCACACACAGCUGCGGUAAACUACUACAGCGGGACGCUUAAUGGUCUCCGAUCAGCACUGAUCAAAUGUCCAACCGAGGUUUUCCCCGACGAUGCUCUACUAGCAGUGGGUCUACUCUGCAAAUACGAGAUCGUACGUGGCAGCAUUAAGCAGUGGGUUGUUCACCUUAAUGCAUUGCAACGCUUGAUCGUCUCCCGUGGAGGCUUUGCCUCGAUGGAUCGAGCCGCGGCCGAGUUCCUACGUGGACUAUUUGUCUAUGCCUAUAACAUGGCCAAGAUCAGUAAUCGAAACUGCAACACUGCUAUUGACGUCACUGUAAAUAGUGACAUCGGCGUCCCAAAAUUGGAUAUCUACAUCGGCUACACCGAAGAGAUCCUCAAACUAUGCGCACGUAUUGCAGAGCUACCCUCUUUAAAAGAUGAUGCCUUGGCUCUUCGUCUCAGCGUCGCGACUAUAAAUGAGUCCCUCCUCACAUGGUCUCAUACUUCAACUCCUUAUAUAAUCCCGCGAGGCACAUCACCAGCAACCCUAACACGCCUUCAACUGGUAGCCGAAUGUUUCCGCGAUGCAGGCUUCGUCUACCUCUACUCAAUCAUGGAACGAAUCGACAGAGACCAUCUAAAUACCACCGUCACCACAACGCCCAAUAACACCAUUAAUCCCCAAUCACUCGAAACACGAUCACUAUCAGCACAGGAUUGGCUCCCUUUAAUCUCUACACCCAAAUCCCUCGCCGUAUACCGCUGCCUCUCCCGCGUGGAGACCUUCCCACUAGAUGACCACUGCGAAUACUCAGCGCUCACAUUCCCGCUUUUCAUCUCAGGCUGUGAGAGCGAGAAUAUAGCAGAUCGAGAGGUCGUACUUCGGUCGUUGGGAAAACUACAAGAUAAUUUUGGGAUUGGCAAUGUCCGGCGCGCGAAAGAUUUAUUAGGGAUAUUGUGGGCGAGACGGGAUGCUGAUCGUGACGCUGAAGUUGCUGGGCUUGGUAAUCUCCGAAAGGUGCAUUGGUUGGAUGUUGUUGAGGAAUUGGGGUGGGAGCUUAUUCUUGCAUAG
Messenger RNA from Penicillium arizonense, 1572 nucleotides. RefSeq names its product fungal specific transcription factor domain-containing protein. Gene Ontology annotation, biological process: positive regulation of transcription by RNA polymerase II. Gene Ontology annotation, molecular function: transcription cis-regulatory region binding; DNA-binding transcription factor activity. Lineage: Eukaryota; Fungi; Ascomycota; Eurotiomycetes; Eurotiales; Aspergillaceae. The transcript is spliced from 3 exons. The record is from RefSeq and is a predicted model, not a curated record. Gene Ontology annotation, cellular component: nucleus. Bases 1 to 1572 code for a protein of 523 amino acids.